This is a messenger RNA of Aphanomyces invadans, 1114 nucleotides long. RefSeq lists its product as hypothetical. Gene Ontology annotation, cellular component: membrane. The coding region runs from base 29 to 1114 and encodes 361 amino acids. Lineage: Eukaryota; Oomycota; Saprolegniomycetes; Saprolegniales; Verrucalvaceae. The record is from RefSeq and is a predicted model, not a curated record. The transcript is spliced from 2 exons.
GCUGGUCGAUCAAAAACCAUACUUUGCCAUGGAUGCCGAUGCCCGGCGCUUGACCAAGUUCACGCAGCGGCUCGACUCGCUGCCGCUCCUCAAGAAGCAGGUGUUUGUCGUCGAAGUGUUUCAGAACCAACGGCGCCACGACCACAAGUGGCACCGAAAGUACUUGCGUGCCGUUCCAACGUUCUCGUGCCGCGAUGGCAGCGCAAGCUGCGCGAGGUUUCCCAAGCAUUUGGCCCCUCCACCUGGCUACGACUGGGUGGAUCGGUGGCGGCCGUGCCUGAAGGGUUCCUGUGAUGCAAAUGGAUGGACGUACGCUUCGUCGUUUGACCACCUCGUCCACGACUUGGACACCAGCGCGGCCGCACGUGACACGGACAGCGUCCGACGCCGGCGCUGGGUGCGGACACUAGAGUGCCGAGUUCUGUCGUUCCCGUGGAAGGACGAGAGGUUGGGGGUGUCGUUGGUGGAGCCCCCCGACUUGAGUCGACAAACGUGUGUCCAAGUGCACUCGCGCGCCCCACUGCCCAUGUACUUGCUGCCCGUGGGAGCGACGCAUGCCACCGCGGUCAAGUACGCGUCCAAAGAUGACCUUCGCAUUCACGCCAUGCUAUCCAAAGGCGACUUACUUCUACGCGUCAACGACGUCGACGUGUCCACAAUGCCGUUCGAUCAAGUCGUCGGAGUACUUGAAGACGCAUUCGAGGCCGCGUCCAUGUGCUUUCUGCGCUUUGCCGCGGCCUCGGGGCAAAUUCGCAUCCACGCCUGUACCCGCGCCGCGCGCAAGUGCCAUCUCGCCCCAGGGUUCCGCCUCGUGGGACUGAAUGGGCGAUCGGUUCAACAUCUUCGCCUCGUGGAUGUUGAGAGCAUUCUGCGGCAAGCCCCUCGCAACGCAUGCGUCCUUCGCUUUCACGAAGGAUCGAGCGAUUGGAGGAGUGGAUUGCCGCAGCCAUAUGCCCUCGUCCAACGGAACGUCCUGUGCGUGAAGGAGCGAGAGCUGAAGCCACACGUCAGUGUGCCUUGUGUUGGACCGGACGCGACGGCGUCGACGGCAGCGCCGCACAGAUGGCUCUCGCUGGGCUCCCGAGUGAGUGCGCUGUUCGCGCUGUCGAGUUAG